Messenger RNA from Lycium ferocissimum, 495 nucleotides. RefSeq lists its product as uncharacterized. Bases 1 to 495 code for a protein of 164 amino acids. Lineage: Eukaryota; Viridiplantae; Streptophyta; Magnoliopsida; Solanales; Solanaceae. The transcript is spliced from 2 exons. The record is from RefSeq and is a predicted model, not a curated record.
AUGGUAGGAUUUGGCAGUCAGUCAAACUAUUCUACUAAUUAUGGUACACAGUAUGAUGGUGUGGCUUCAACACACUAUCAUAACUUUGAUUGGAGUGGGAAAAACUGUGAGACGGGGGGACCGAAUACUGAUACUACGCAGUUGCAGAAUUUGGAUUGUAAUGUCCGACACCCUUCACAUCCAGGUCUAUGUGAAUUGGACAGUGAUAGCAACAAAGAUUUAGCUAAUGAUAUAAUAAAUGAGUCGGAUAGCGAUAGUCCAUUAGAUCAUGAAGGGACGGAUGGUGAUCAAUCGUCUGCUCAUGAUGAUGAUGAUUCUGAUGAAGACGUUGCGUCCCCCGGUGAUCUUAGUGUUAAUUAUCAUUCAAAUGUGAUCACAUAUUUGGAUAAUACAGAAAAAGAAGGAUCGGAAAAUUUUGCAUACAUGAGAGAUAACGGGUCUGUUCGGGCUGCAUUUUGGAAUUUCAGAAAUCCUAAAGUUAUCAAAUUAGGUUAG